AUGUUCGCCAUUGUUGGUGCGGCCGGAAAAGUUGGCUUUGCCACAUCAUCAACGUUGCGUGACGCUGGCAUGCUGGUCAAAGCUAUUCUACGUGAUGUGUCAAAGGCGGAUCGGCUGCGUGAAAUUGGCUGCGAGAUUGUUAUAGCUAAUCUGCUGGAUUCUAAGGCUCUUGUUAAGGCGAUUGGCGAUGCUGACACGGUUCAAAUCAUCCUUCCACCGUCCCCAGAAGUCAGGGGCCCUGAAGAAGAGAUGCGGAGAGGAAUUGAAAGCCUUGCCAAUGCACUUGAGGGGGCGUGUCCGAAGCGCAUACUGGCAAUUUCCGACUAUGGUGCUCACAUCACUCAUGAUAUUGGGAUGCCCACGCUGUGCCGAACAUUCGAAGAGCGGUUGAGCAAACUUAAUUGUCACAAGGUGUUCUUACGAUCAGCAGAGUAUAUGCAAGGAUGGGGACGUGCUAUCCCGACAGCCAUUGAGUCAGGCACUCUACCGAGUUUCCAUGACCCUCUCGAUAUGAGGUUUCCGACAAUUUCGGCUCCAGAUCUCGGAGUGAUUGCCGCUGACAUCUUGCUGCAGCCAGCAAGCGAGAAAGCGGUGGAAAUUGUCCACGCCGAGGGACCACGCAGAUAUGGCGACGAGGUUGUGCCGCGCCAUCAGCGGAAGGGGGCGUUUGAAAGUGUCAUGAGUCCAAGCCUUGCUGAACUUCUCAUCAAAGCCAAUGAUGCUCAAAAUGAGGGGGGUCUGGUCGACGUUGAGUCACGUACCAGCGAAGUUCGCUAUGGGACUACAGAAUUGCUUAAUACACUACGGCCAUUAGUUCCGCCCCAAUACAUCGAACUCAAGAUUUGA
Messenger RNA from Trichoderma virens Gv29-8, 846 nucleotides. RefSeq lists its product as uncharacterized. The transcript has 2 exons. Lineage: Eukaryota; Fungi; Ascomycota; Sordariomycetes; Hypocreales; Hypocreaceae. The record is from RefSeq and is a predicted model, not a curated record. Bases 1 to 846 code for a protein of 281 amino acids.